Molecule: messenger RNA, 1474 nt
Organism: Triticum aestivum (bread wheat)
Lineage: Eukaryota; Viridiplantae; Streptophyta; Magnoliopsida; Poales; Poaceae
Product: flavin-containing monooxygenase FMO GS-OX-like 8
Exons: 1
Coding region: 1-1443 (480 amino acids)
Molecular function (GO): flavin adenine dinucleotide binding; N,N-dimethylaniline monooxygenase activity; NADP binding
Source: RefSeq, a predicted model, not a curated record
AUGGCUGCUGGGGCCGGCGAGCCGGUGCUGCCGUCCAAGGGCGUGUGCGUGGUUGGGGGCGGCAUGGCCGGUCUGGCCGCGGCGCGCGAGCUACGGCGGGAGGGCCACGCCGUCACCGUCAUGGAGCAGAGCGGCGACGUCGGCGGGCAGUGGCUGUACGACCACCGGACCGACGCCGAGGACCCGCUCGGCGCCACGGCGCCGGUGCGCGUGCCCAGCAGCAUCUACGCUUGCCUCCGCCUCAUCAGCCCGCGCGAGGCCAUGGGCUUCUCCGACUUCCAGUUUUUUCCCACGGACGGGGAGGGCCGCGACCCGCGCCGCUUUCCAGUCCACGGCGAGCUGCACUGCUACCUCCGGGACUUCUGCGACGCCUUCGGGCUCAUGGACACCGUCAGGCUCAACACCCGGGUCCUGCGCGUCGCUCCCGCGCCGACGUCGUCCCGGUGGGCGGUGAGGUCCGUGCGGCUCCUCGGCACCACCGAGGAUGAUGAUGUUGCGCAGGAGGAGGAGGAGGUGUUCGACGCCGUGGUGGUGGCCACCGGCCACUACUCGCAGCCGAUGCUCCCGACCGACAUCGAGGGCAUGGGGGAGUGGACGCGCCGGCAGCUGCACAGCCACUCCUACAGGACGCCGGAGCCGUUCCUCGGCGAGGCAGUGGUGAUCGUAGGGUGCGGGAACAGCGGCAAUGACAUCGCGCUGGACCUCUGCCGUGUCGCCAGGGAGGUGCACCUUGCCGCUAGCUCCGAGGCCACGGCCGCCACGCCGGCCAUGUCGAGGGUGCUGAUGCUGGCCAACCACGGCGACGUGCUGCGCCUGCACGCGUGGAUUCGCCGUCUUCAGGCCGACGGGCGCGUGGAGUUCGCGGACGGCUCCUCCGUCGUGGCCGACACGGUCAUCUACUGCACGGGGUACACCUACUCGUUCCCGUUCCUGGACACUGCCGGCGCGGUCACCAUCGACAGCGACGGCUACGUCGUCGGCCCGCUGUUUGAGCACGUGUUCCCGCUGUCCCUGGCGCCGUCCCUCUCCUUCGUGGGCGUGGCAAAGAAGGUCCUGAUCCCGUGGUUCUUCGAGGUGGCGGCGCGGUGGAUGGCGCAGGUGUUGUCCGGCCGCCGCGCGCUGCCGGCGGAAGAGGAGAUGCUGCGGUCCGUGGAGGAGCACCUCCGCGCCAGGGAGGCUGCCGGCAUCGAAUCUCAGAAGAUGUACGAGUUCGGGGAGAAGUACUCGGACUUGGCGCCGCUGGAGGAGUGGAAGAAGGAGCUGCUCAUGUCCAGCAUCGCGAGCAUGAUGGCCGACGUGGAGACCUUCCGCGACCGUGCCUACGACGACAGCGAGAUCGUGCGGAAGGGCCUGCGGGGAUGGCUCGACUUGGCUGCUCAAGCUCAAGCAAAAUCUAUGGCUGUUGCCGUUGACGUUGAAGCUGAACGUGCAUGCCAUGGCUAAUUAAGCUGUCCUCAGCGGAAUUACGAGUAGA